Triticum aestivum (bread wheat) is the source of this 2524-nucleotide messenger RNA. RefSeq lists its product as uncharacterized. The record is from RefSeq and is a predicted model, not a curated record. Bases 75 to 1232 code for a protein of 385 amino acids. The transcript is spliced from 2 exons. Gene Ontology annotation, molecular function: protein binding. NCBI's taxonomy places the organism in Eukaryota, Viridiplantae, Streptophyta, Magnoliopsida, Poales, Poaceae.
CCUCUGUGCGAUUGCUGGACACAUUAGGGUCACAAUGAAACGCCGUCCAUGUGCGUCACUCCAUCCUGCGCCACAUGGCUCCGCCGGCCGCCACCAUCGCCGUCCUCGGCGACGACAUCCUGCAGGAGGUCUUCAUCCUCCUCCCAACCCCCGCCGACCUCCUCCGCGCCGCGCUCGCCUGCCAGCCUUUCCUCCGGGUCGCACGCAGCGCAGCUUUCCUCCGCCGCUUCCGCCGCCGCCACCCCUCAACCUGCCCGGUCGUCCUCGGAUGCCUCCUCUACCGCCCCAGCAAGCGCCGCGGGGCCAGCGCCCCUUACCUUCUGCCCGCCGACCUCCUCGGCGCCACGCGCCGCACUAUCGAGGGAGGUGACUUCGCCCUCUCCUUCCUCCCCCGCCGCGGCCGGCCGGAUGGCCCCGGCACCCCGUGGCGGAUCCUGGACUGCCGCAACGGCAGCCUCCUGUUACGUGACGGGGCUUCCGGAGAGCUCGCCGUCGCCGACCCGUUAACCCGGCGCUGGGUUUCACUCCCCGCGCUCCCCGGUGGGCGCCGCGUAGGGUACGCCCUCGUCCCCGACGACGGCGACUCUUCGGCCUUCAAGGCGGUAUGCAUUUCCCGACGCGCUGGAACCACAGAGCUGCGCGCCUUUCUCCUCUCCUCCGCUGAGCUCCGGUGGGCCGACGUGGGUACCCUCGCGCAGCAGCCCAAUCUCGCUGGAUCCCGCGCGAUGCAAGCGAAACGGUCGCUGUACUGGAAGCUAAUGGGUGGGGGGCACAUGGUGGCGCUCAACACCGCGACGAUGGAGCUCACCGUGCUGGCGCUCCCGCCUUUCUUGCGGGAGCAAACUUUCGACGUCAUUGAGAAGGGGGAGGACGGCGCCGGUAAGCUCUGUGUGCUCACAAUGCGUGGAUUAUGCAUUGAGGUUUGGAUCGGUGAGGACGACGGCGCCGGUGGGCUGACAUGGACGCUGUUGGAGAAGUCGGUGAGAUUCUACGGGGCGAUGGAAGCGAUGAUUCUUUCGGAUCCUUUGGACCAGACUCCACAGGGCGAUGUCAUCGGGGUGGCUGCUGGUGUGGUGUUCUUGCGCAGCAGCAGUUGUCUGCUCUCCAUUCAUCUUGAGACCAUGAAGAUGACGAGGCUGUCCCUGGACGUGAAUUGCCCGUCUCCGCUGAUAUAUCCUUACACGAUAGGGUGGCCGCCAGCGAUCUUGAACCCUACUGAACAAGGUGCUUGAUAAGGUCAUGCACAGGGACGAAGCUGAAGCUCUUGCUGAAGAACUAACUUGGCCUAUGGCAGUGAGUCAGGAUGUGCUGAAGCUGUCAUCCCCGUUAUGAGGUGCUGAAGCUGUCAUCCCCGUUAUGAGGUGAAGCUGGAUCAUUUGUUCUGUCAAUUGGUCUUGGUGCUUUUUUUCUCUUCUCUUAUGAAAUUUUGUGCCAUGACGGGGAUGACAGCCUCAACCCUCAAGUUACUCUGGGGUUUUUUCUUGAGUUUAUCUGGGUUAGAGGUUUUGUUGACAAGUACACUGAUUUCGCAGAGACACGUUAUCCUUAUUUAUGUAUGCAUCCACUAAAAUGAUAAGUAUUCCCUCUGUAAAGAAAUAUAAAAGCAUUUACAUAACUAAAGUAGUGAUCUAAACACUCUUAUAUUUCCUUGCGGAGGGAGUAUUUGUUAAAAUUGCUGCUGAUCUUCCAAUGAUAUGUGCCAUUUCUCCCUUUUGCCAUCGCUGUUUCCUCCUCUAUCCUAUCGAAUCUAAUAUGCGCGCACCACUCGAAAGUGACAUCCGUAGUCUGAGUUAGGAGUAAUAACAGAGUUUGGUUGUUGCACUAUGUUCAUUGCACAUAGUUCUACCGAAGUAUGAAAACUAGGAGAAUUUAAAUUCACAAAAAAAUAGUGUAACCAGAAAAAUGAAUUGCAUUUGUAAACGGCCUUCGGAAAUCCUGAAAUAUGCAACUUCUUCUAUAUGUGAUCAUGCUCCCUGUAAUUUUGAAGAAGCUUUGGUCGGACAGAAAGUUAUAUAUACGAGUUAUUACCAGAAUACAAUAAAAUGACCAACCAAAGACCUAUUGAAAAUGGUGGAUUUAUAUUAGUGUAAAUAUCUUGCAAACUGUUAAAUAAUCUUACAAUACUAUGAUGAAGGUGCUAUAAUUAUCUCAUAAUUUUAAGAUGAAUAAACAAUAGUACUCUUGUAGAACACAGUCAGGAUUUUCUGUAAGAUUAGGGUUCCAAGGGGGAGGAACUCUCUCAUGCACUUCCUUGGUACAGAGUAUUUACAGAGUUCCCCUUUUACACAUAAAACCUCUAGCUAUCAUGUUAUACAGCACAAGGGCCACCAACAAAUACACUUGCAGUUCAAAUUCUAACCUUGAUACGAAUCAAAAGGGCUCUGUAUUAUCAGGGCGGAAAUAUGAACAGACGAACCUUUGCAUUGUUCAGAGGGAAAAUAUGAACAAACCAAGCCCAAUCACCUCUCUCAUUUAGUACUAGUACUAGUACUUUUGGUAAAAUUUUUCACUUGGCAAAUUCAUA